GCAUUUCAAAAGUUCCAUCUUCCGGUCCCUGCCUUUGGCAUGAAUGUUUCAAGCAAUUGAAAGAAUGUCAUCCACAUCUACUAUUUGUCUCAUAAGCACAUACAACUAGCCCGCGUUAUCAGGCAUGGAAGAGUCAACACAGCGUCCGUCGCAGCCGUUGCAAAGCCGCCGUACCCUACCACGCGCAUCUCAUGCGUGCCAGCGAUGUCGUGUUAAAAAGGCAAAAUGUGAUCAGCAACAGCCGUGCGCCAAUUGCGUUACGCACUUCCAUCAGUGCACGUAUGGACUUCGAAGAAGGACUGACCGGAACAGGGACAGCAGCCUCCUGAGUCCAGGCCAUAGGAAUACAGAAAAUGGGUCCAUCCUUACUAUUAACCCGAGUUGAUGAAAGUGACUACCGGAGGCGGGGUGAGACUGGAGAACACGCUCACGGCUCAGACCCCACAGGCUUUGCGCCACAGUCUCUACCUGUCACCAACACGGAUGUAGUAGGCAAUUUCAACCAGCACACGCAUGGCACUGAAUUCUAUAGCACCUCAUCCAACUUUGUGCUCCUCAACCAGUUCUUUGCAUAUGCCCAGCGAAACCUCCCUCCCGUACAUGCAAACUCUAUACAGCGCAAAGAAUCGUUAAAUCUAUCCCCUCCUAAUGGUGGGACUAGCCAGCCAGCGUCCUUUCGGGACCAAAACAGCCCAAUGGCAUCUGCUGGGAUUGUUCUAACGCCUAGUCUAACAGAUCGGUCUCCCGUUUCCAUUGUCAACGUCCACUCCAACGAAGAAGCAUUAGAGCCACCGUUGAGACCAAAAUCACCCUUCUAUGCAACGGAGAACCAACAGAAUGUGUCUAGGAGCCCCUCUCUUUCUACGAGUCGGACAGGAGAUGGCAAUCAUUUAGAAGGAAUGCAGAAUCUUGUUCACACGUUAGCUCCUCAACCCACUCCAAAUGGAGAGCAAUCGAUUCAUCCUUGUUCUUCUGAGCAUCUUGCCACAAAAGAACGGACCUCACCUGAAAUUCCACUUCAAUUGGGUAAGAAGAGGCUAGAGCGAGAGUACGUCCGUAUAUUCAUGAGUAACUUACAUCAUAUCCACCCCGUGCUCGAUCCCAUUGCGUUUACAGCACGAUGCGAGGACGUAAUAUGGGUUUUAUAUACACCACCGGAAAGGACCAAGGAUCCUAGGCAUUUCUUUGCCCUGUACAAUAUUGUGGUAGCGGUUGGGGCACUUAUUGCGGACCCCAGUAUAACUCAUAACUUCGAGGAAGAAAUUAGCCUGUGCAUGAAACAACCAACUCAACAUCCAAACACCAACGUCCUUCCAUCUAGCCGGGCACUUUCGAAAGAAUAUUUCCGAAAGUCCAGGGCUUUACUCGGAGAUGUUUUCGAGGCUUGUUCAUUAGUAAGUGCCCAAACGCUUCUCCUCAUAUCGCUUUACUGUCAAAACUCUCUAAACUCACAUGUUUGCUACAUGUACUGUGGUUACGCUGUCCGCACUGCUCUUGCCAUAGGAAUUGCGAGAGAGUCGAUGUCGAAUUCAAUUGAAGACCGCAAAGCCGCACGACGAAUCUUUUGGUGCAUCUACUCUCACGAGAUAGAGAUGAGCUGUAGUGCAGGCCGCCGAGACAGUCUUGGAAAGCCUCGAAACUAUCAAAUUGAAUUGCCUCGCAUUCAAGCCGAAAUUUCCAAUGUGCCUAAGAGAUCCGAACUGGAGCACUGCAGCUUCGCCAUGAUUAACGAGAUGGUCCAUUUAGCUGCCAUUUUGCGACGAAUCUCAAAAGAAUUGUAUCACGACUCAAAGGGUCUCACUUUGCUGCAAAAGUCGACAGUUGCAAAGGAGCUUGAUACUCUGCUUGACGACUGGAAGACUCGGCUACCAGAGUAUCUCGAUUUCAGCCAAGUAUCUUUUCGUGAAGCAGAGUGGGUGGCGAAGCAGAAACUCGUUUUACACCUGAGAUACUUGAAUGCGAGGAUUGUUCUGCAUCGACUCUUCUUAGGGGCACCAAUGAGCACAACGCCGUCACAACUCUCACGACACGUCGGCUCGUGUCUUGAUGCGGCCCGCGAUACAAUACGCAUCAUGUAUGAUGCGUAUACUAACCGACACUACUUUCGCACUUGGUGGUACAAUUCCACAUAUACUUUGUAUGCUGGCAUGGUUGUUCUCUACAUCAUCAUGCUUGGCCAUACUACCGUGCCCAGCAACGAACUGCUCAAGGACGUCAUGAAAGCACAUGACAUUUUGCAAUCAAUGGACGAGGCUAUCGUAGCUCGACGAAGUGCAAAUUUAAUACGAGAAGGAUUGGAGGUGGAGCAGGUUUGUGUUCAGAACCAGCAGAGGCAAUCUGCACAACCUGAAGGAAACAAUGCAGAGCAAGAGUAUGACGGAGCACAAGGUCAACUACCCUUGGGUAAUAUGACGAAACAUCUUGAAAACGAUUUCUCUGCGGCUUUAUUCUCUCACGCUGUUCCUAGGCAAGACCCUGCCUUGUUGGCCUCCAUCAUAGAUCCUAACUUGCUGCAAGACUUUACAGCAGCAGACAAAAACAUAUCGGGUUUGGAAUUUUUAACGUUUCAAGUCGAUGGAUUAUAUCCCGAAGGGCCAGAUAUCGAUCUGUCAUCAAUAAUGCUAUAAAGAAAGUUUAAAGUGCUAAAGAAGUGCAAGGUAGCCGCAAAUUUGUACUAUAUGACCGGUACUAGAUCGACUAUUGAUGUAUUUGUUGUUGGGCAAUAUAUAUACACUAUUUUAGUCUACAUCAGGGACAGGCAGAUCGUCAAUAAAUCUGAUUUUGCG
This is a messenger RNA of Trichoderma harzianum CBS 226.95, 2786 nucleotides long. RefSeq lists its product as hypothetical. Gene Ontology annotation, cellular component: nucleus. The coding region runs from base 354 to 2627 and encodes 757 amino acids. The transcript is spliced from 3 exons. Gene Ontology annotation, biological process: DNA-templated transcription; positive regulation of transcription from RNA polymerase II promoter by galactose. Gene Ontology annotation, molecular function: RNA polymerase II cis-regulatory region sequence-specific DNA binding; DNA-binding transcription factor activity, RNA polymerase II-specific; zinc ion binding. The record is from RefSeq and is a predicted model, not a curated record. Lineage: Eukaryota; Fungi; Ascomycota; Sordariomycetes; Hypocreales; Hypocreaceae.